Peromyscus maniculatus bairdii (prairie deer mouse) is the source of this 1271-nucleotide messenger RNA. The record is from RefSeq and is a predicted model, not a curated record. Lineage: Eukaryota; Metazoa; Chordata; Mammalia; Rodentia; Cricetidae.
AACAGAAUACUUCGACAUUCUAGAUUGCUAAUCCGUCACAAAUUCCUCAGCCCUGUCAGAAUCCAGAAGGGAAUCUUGGCCUUCAACAUGGGAAGUUUCCCUAUUAAGGAACUGUAUCUUCCUGAGAUUAUCUAGUGUCCUUAAAGGAUCAAGAUUGGGUCGGGCACACAGUGUGUGCUAAGAAAAGAAUAUUUUAUUGACUUAAAUUCUCAUAGAAUGUGAAUUACUUAGAGACGCUGACUUUAAGCCUCAGUGAAUACUUGCUGCAAGUUGGUCCAGUUCUCAGUGAAUAGCCAUGGGCCCAAAGAAAUAUACCAAGUUUCAUGAUAACAGACCAUCAAAGACUGCGGGAAAUGUCUCUAUUAAAUUUCAGAAAAAAAUAGGUCCAGAUGGUGACGAGAUAUAUGAUACGACAGGGCAAUCAAAAUUUGUCCUUAAGAACCUCAGACACUACACAGUCCAUCCAAAUAUGGCCAAGUACUAUGAGCCUUUGAAGCCCAGUAAACUGCAAAGAUUCCUGACUCAAAGGAAUAAAAUCAAUAGUUUCAUGAUGAAAGUGGCAGAGUAUGAUCAGGAUAUGACCUUACUGCUCAUGACCAACAACCCACCUCCCUGCUCUGUGGGCCAGGAGGAAAACGACGGUGCUCCAAAAUACUUUCCUCCAGAAUUCCAGCUCAAGGAAACUUGCCAUCAGCACAAACCCACCAAGAACUUCUGCCUUCUCACAAUGCCUCAGGAAAAGAAGUUAAGACCAGAUCUGAAGUCAGUCUUCCCUCUGAUCCGGAUAGGUGACCCUACAGCCAAGGGACAGCAGUGGUGUAGGAGGAGAGUUUAUCUCAUCUUGAGAAGACAGGGGAUUCUGGAACUAGCUGAAAGGUUUUCCACUGAGAAUGAUUUCAAGACCGAAGGGAGGUAUUCUGAAAUCUAUGCUUUGAGGAAACAGAAAAAAAUGUAUCCUAAGCUCAUCUUCGCUCCAGUCUGCCAGAGAAGGGCAAAGGAAGACGCUUCCAAGAAGUCAGAGGGUGAGAAGCCAACUUCGCAAGUGCCCUGGGAACCACUGACAUUUUCAAAGCUCCUGGAAGAGAAGCCCACCAGAUGUGUGCCAGGAGAUAGCGUCUUUCGCUAUGGGAGGGCCCAGCAGUGGGUUAUCAAGAAUGCCGCUGUCAUUAAGUGAAGGCAAAUCCUUCAAGUCCAACUCCUGGCUCUCCAAGAAACUGAGGAGGCCUAGAGAAGUCACCAACCAAAUAAAGUUCCACACUUGCUGCCUCAAA